This is a messenger RNA of Pezoporus occidentalis (night parrot), 1751 nucleotides long. It is a transcript of the gene PLPP7, whose product is annotated as phospholipid phosphatase 7 (inactive). Lineage: Eukaryota; Metazoa; Chordata; Aves; Psittaciformes; Psittacidae. The coding region runs from base 462 to 1277 and encodes 271 amino acids. Gene Ontology annotation, cellular component: nuclear envelope. The record is from RefSeq and is a predicted model, not a curated record. The transcript is spliced from 3 exons. Gene Ontology annotation, molecular function: sphingosine-1-phosphate phosphatase activity.
UGUAGUUUGGACUGUUAAAGACACCUGGGUGCCUGAUUCCCUGGGUUACCUGUCCAAAUACUGACCUCCGCAACUGGGUGUUUGUGUAGGCAAACGUCACUGUCACCGAGAGAUGCGCCUGUUCAGCUCCUCGGUGCAAUACUCAUCCUCUCCACUUCUCUGCCCACGGGGGAUUUCCAGCCUAUGUGCAUAGGAAUAAUCGUGUUUCUCAGGCGUGUGGGUUGCGUGGAGCCGUGACAGCUCCUUGCCCAGGGAAGGUAACCUGCCUGUCACCCGCUUUCAGCCUGGGAUGUGCGAUGCUGGAUGACACGGCACAAGCGUGCGGUAUUGAGGCCAUGCUCAGCGCUGGGGGCAGGAGGAUGGGAAUUCAUUUGUGGUGCCGUGUCUCUUUUAAUCAGGAGGCAGGUGAUGCUUCUCUUUGGUCCAGGAACGGGAGCAGGUUGCGUUAAAGAGAGACUGCAAUGCCAGCAUCCCAGCCGCGGUCCAGGGCAAGAGACAGGAACAAUGUCCUCAACAGGGCUGAGUUCCUCUCCCUGAAUCAGCCCUUGAAGGGGACCCAGGAGAACAAGGGCUCCGGCAGAAAGCAGAGCGGCCAGGCCGGAGGAGCUGGUACCCAGAGCAGCAGCCCCAAGGAGCGGAGGCAGUCGCAGCAGCUGCCCGAAGAGGACUGCAUGCAGCUCAACCCCUCCUUCAAGGGAAUCGCCUUCAACUCCCUGCUGGCCAUCGAUAUCUGCAUCUCCAAGAGGCUGGGGGUGUGCGCCAACACAGCCUCCUCCUGGGGUGGUGCCCGCUCCAUGAUCAACCUCCUGGGGAUAACGGGGCACGGCAUCCCCUGGAUCGCGGGGACGCUCAUCUGCCUGGUGAAGAGCAGCACGCUGGCAGGCCAAGAGGUCCUCAUGAACCUGCUGCUAGCCCUGCUCCUGGACAUCAUGAUUGUGGCUGGGCUGCAGAAGCUGGCCAAGAGGAAGGGUCCGUACGAUGUCACCCCUGGCUUGUUGGACUACCUGACCAUGGACACCUAUGCGUUCCCAGCCGGGCACGCCAGCCGGGUGGCCAUGCUCUCCAAGUUCUUCCUCAACCACCUGGUCUUGGCCAUCCCUCUCCGGAUCCUGCUGGUCCUUUGGGCCCUCUGCGUGGGCUUUUCCCGUGUCAUGAUCGGACGGCACCACAUCACAGAUGUCCUGUCUGGCUUUGUUUUCGGCUACUUACAGUUCAGGCUGGUGGAGUUGAUAUGGAUGUCUUCUAACACAUGUCAGAUGUUGAUAUCCAUCUGGUGAACACAGGGGACUUGACGGCCUUUCCACUGGAAACGAGUAGAUACUUGAAGAGUCUCCCUCCCAGUGUUUUCUACAUGUUGUUUGUUGGAAGCAGUUGUAGCUUCCAUGAGUAGUGGUGUUUUUUAAUGUUGCUUCCCCACUUGAAAAGAGUUUCUUGCAAUGGAUUGGGUUUUAGCAAUCAAGGGCCAUACCUUUUGCCCUAUUCUCAAGCUGUGUUUGGACAGCAGCCUAAUUUAGCUUUACAGGUAAAAGAAACAAGCUACACGGCUGCCUAUGGGUGGUUGACAUCAGCACCUUGGUGUGUCCUCAGGGGAGGCAGCGCCCGAGGGUUUCCUGAGAACAGGUUCGUUAACUUUUUUGAUGCUAAACCAUUUUGGCCACAGUGCUUUUUCCUUUUGUAAGCCCAGGAGUGUGUCUUGUACAGAGUCAGGACACUGCCGGCACUUCACAGAUAAUAAAUAAUCAGAGAAAUCC